Molecule: messenger RNA, 2578 nt
Organism: Haliotis rubra (blacklip abalone)
Lineage: Eukaryota; Metazoa; Mollusca; Gastropoda; Lepetellida; Haliotidae
Exons: 2
Coding region: 53-1258 (401 amino acids)
Biological process (GO): lipid metabolic process
Molecular function (GO): phosphoric diester hydrolase activity
Source: RefSeq, a predicted model, not a curated record
UUUUCUUGGAUGGUGUCGCCGAGAGUACAGGCUUUAGGAUCCGCACGGCAACAUGAGGUGUAUGGCACUGACGUUUGUAGCAGCCUUUGUUCUUGGUGUCGCGUCGUCUCAAGACAUCGCUCUGUCCCCCAGUGGUAUGACGGUUCUCAAGGUGGUUUAUGGGGCAUCUUGUGGCUCAGGCAGAAUCCUGGCAGAUGAACAGUCACUUCUCACAGAUUAUGUGAAGGCUCUCUGUGACGGCAGGGACGUUUGCUCGGGCAUUGUAGACGUGGACGUCUUGAGCGGUGCCAUCGGCAGCUGCGACGGCGACUUCCACGUGGUGGCUGUGUGUGAACAUGGAGAACUCCGCUCCUAUGGUGUGGAUGGGGAGGCUGCGGGACAGGAGUUCACCAUUGACUGCAGUAGUCGGGAAAUCCCCGCCGCCCGUCAGCAUCCGGACUGGAUGGGAGAGAUGGAAAAUGUUCUGGCAAACAAGACAAUCAAAGAGCUUCGUCUUGCGGGCACACACCACAGUGGCACGUUCUCAUUCGAUAUGUUCCUGUACCAUCUCGCCAAGUGUCAGAGCAUCCGGGUAGGACAGCAGCUGAUGGCGGGUGUGCGGUAUCUGGACUACAGGCUUGGGGCGAUGGAAGAAUCUUAUGGAGCUCGAGUUAUACACGGCGUCUUCUACGGACAACAAGCUCUCACGGAUCUCCUGGAGAUAUGGGCCUUCUCUCAGCUUCAUCCCAGGGAGUUCUUUAUAGUUGACUUUCAGCAUACGUCAACACUUGAAACAUCGAUGCAACGCAAGCUGUCUGUGUGGCUGGAUGUGCUGUUCAGGGAGACGGUCAUCAACAGAUGGACAAUCCCUCUCACACAACACACAAUGAGGGAGGUAUGGGGGUCGGGAAGACGGGUUUUGUUCCUCCACGACAGACCCAGCUCAUCCCAGGUGUGGCCUCGUGGGGUGUUGUAUGCCCGCUGGCCAAAUGUGUGCACUGGGGAAACUCUAGCUGAUCACUCGGACAACGAAUUGUUCCAGAUUCACGUUCACUAUCAUCAACUGGUUGUACUUCAGUGGGUGAUCACGGUGAAGUUCCAGUGCUUGACCAGUCUUUAUGGGCGGUCCCUGGACAUCCGAGAGGAAGCCAUGCAGUGGCUCCAGCAUAACAACCACCCGUUUACCAUCGUCCUGACAGACUUUACCCUCCAGCCGCUGGAGGAGGAGGGUAUAGUGGAACAGAUCAUCGAGGCCAAUAGACAUGUGGGCACGUACUGAACAAGUUCCUUCUGAUGGACACUUAAGGUGCGAAGACAUAGCAGAUAAAUUGGACGAACAUUUUGUGAACGACACCGUUCAUUAUCCAACUUAUUUUAUGUUUCUUAUGUUAUGAUAUGAUAUUUAUGUAUUCCUAGCUUCGUUUCACUGCUCCUCCAUCUUCGUUCCGGAAGUGACGUCAUCACGUUCCCGUUCUUGACCUUAUACCAACAAUCGAUCCAAAUUGCCUUUUCUAUUUUCUAAGUUCGACAUGGCCAACAACAUUCAAAAUCGCAGCCUCUAACUGGCGAGCCUUGUAUAUGUUCAGUUGACACAGGUUUUGACAUUUUAGUUUGCACUCAUGUUAUUGCAAAUGACAGGAUGAUGUCUUCACUCUUCAAGACAUUCCUAGGGGUAAUUGUGACGGUGCUCAACAUAGAGAUAUCGCCACAUGUAUGAACAGUAUGAAAUGUUCGGGCGGUUAAAUUCAGCGUCGUAUGAUUCAAACCGGUCUGAAAACGCAGCCUUAAUUGGCGAAUGGUACCAGGGUUUAUAUCAUAUUAGAAUGAAGACAAUUCACUUGCUAAUCGAGAAUGAGUGAACGAGGACAUUUAUUGGCAGUGUUUUUCACCUUGAUGGACGUCGUUGAUGAUAUACGUUGACAGUAAUUGACUGAGAGCGUUGUAAUGAGGCAGUGAUCAGGGCCGGUUCCUGAAUACAGAAUUAAUAAACUGGGGAGCAAAAACAAUGUACACCCAAUGUUUGACAGAAAUGGUUUUCAUUGGUGAUGUAUUUAAUGUGGGUAUUAUAGUUACAGCCUUUUGUAGGCGGUGUCACGCGGCUGUUUAACAAUUUGAUAACGUUCUAGUUCUUUUGGUCAAAUCCUCUUUUAAAAUGAACAGGGGCGGUGGGGUAGCCUAGUGGGUAAAGCGUUCGUUUGUCACGCCUAAGGCCCGGGUUCGAUGCUCCACAUGGGUGCAAUGUGUGAAGCCCAUUCCUGGUCCCCCGCCGUGAUAUUGCUGGAAUAUUGCUAAAAGCGGCGUUAAACCCAACUCACUCACUUUAAAGUGUACAUUUCGUUUGUAUGCAGUUGAGUAGUUAUGACUGGAAAAUCAGCCUAAAUGCAAGUGUAGAUGAAGCAAAAUUGAUAUCGUUACAUCUGAUGCGGAAUACCCAACUGACUGUAUAUGUAGGGUGUAUAUAGAGUGUGAAAGCUGUUAACGUCAUUAAUGGUAUGUCUGUCACUGAGUCAGUGUUGAGCAGUGCCGUGCAGGGUCACAUCCCUUGGCUACAUGAUUUGUUGUAAUAUGAUUUCGACACAAGAAACACUAUUGAAAGCAA